Messenger RNA from Penicillium subrubescens, 1422 nucleotides. RefSeq lists its product as uncharacterized. Bases 1 to 1422 code for a protein of 473 amino acids. Lineage: Eukaryota; Fungi; Ascomycota; Eurotiomycetes; Eurotiales; Aspergillaceae. The transcript has 2 exons. The record is from RefSeq and is a predicted model, not a curated record.
AUGGCCAGAACAGCUCAGACUGCACGGGAUCCAUCCGACGAGCCUAUACGGUGGAUUCAACGGGAAUAUGUUGACCACGAAGGCAACACCGUCAUCCUGGGAAAGGUGACGGCAUACGCAAGCAAGUUCUAUCUGCCAGAGGACGGUGAGGCUUACCGGCUUCAAGUCUACAGCACUACUCCCAUCCGGCCAGAGGAGCUGCAGAAACUGUAUGAAUAUUUCUGCUCUGAAGUUAGUCAACCCCCCUUUUUGGAAAUUUAUUCGUAUAACCCACCAGAUGGUCUGGCUUGUGUGGAGCAUCAGCGUCGUGAAACUGCCCAUCGCAAGCGUCUUCAAGCCGAACAGCGCCAAGGCGAAUAUGACGAGUCUCUUCCCCCUUUGAUUCCAAUGAUGCGAACUGGCUUCGAUGAUCAAUUCAUGUCCGGAUUCUGUUUCCUCCUCACGUCCGAGAGCUACCUCCUAGGUUCAUUCCCAGACAAUGACCACGGCACGGGGCCCUGGUGGAUUACUUUUGAUCGGAAUCUUCCGUCUACCGUGAACAAAUUGGACUUGAUUAAACGCCUUGACAGCCCAGUAAAACUUUUGCCGAGUGUGGGGAGUUCAGUCAAUCCCGAAAUUCGCGAUAUCAAAGUGAAUAUUACAACAGACCAAGAUGUAAUGGGCUACAAUAUGAAAGAAAUCUUGAGAGAAACCUAUUCGGCAUAUGCCAUUGGGCAAAUUGAUUAUGGACCUCAUGAACCGCCUCUAACCCCACUUUCCGAGGAGACUCUGACUUCGCAGUAUGUCCAGGAGGUGUUGGAGCAGCAGCAGCAACCGCCAGAAGUCCAACCCGCGGACUUGAAUACACUUCACCUUACAAUUGGGACUGAAAAGGAUACUUUCCUCGCCAAUAUCGAGCAGGAAAAGACCACCCUUCUGGAGGCCACUGCACGCACAUUCACCGCUGGCAUUGUCUCCUGCCUCCCUGUGUCUAAAACAUUUUAUUUUGAGUUCAGGAUCCCCGGCUCCUCGUUGUCUUCCCUUAUAUCUGCUGCACCCAACGGAUUUGAUGUGGGUGCCUCGCAUGAAUUUGAGGCCGGUUCGGUUAUGCGGAUCCAACCACAGAUUGACCGGGACGUCUAUGCCCGGCCGCUUCCCUAUAACUACUUUACAGUGGUUCUUGAUAAGCCUGCCUUUAUCCAAAAACCCAGUGUGCUAUUCUAUACUCUCUGGACCGACCCCUCGCAAUACAUUCAACCUCAGACUUCCGAUAGCGUCAUUGAUACUAGGCGGAGAGCCGGCAUUCAAGAAGCUGCAAGACGGCUUGCAAGGCUUGCGGUCGAGGAAAAAAUCAACCGUAGUCCAGGGAAGCUCACAAAGGAAGAGCAUAGGGAAUUACUAUCCCUGUCGCCGGAGGAGUACGAGCAGAAGAUGAAUUUCUAG